CUGCUCUCGCUGCUCCGUGCCAUCCUGCUCAGCCUCUGCAGCCCGCCAACAGCCCCUGAGCCGGUGACACCCCAAGAUGCUGCACUACUGGCAGAGGUGCCUGAAGACAUCCUCUGCUUCUCUCGCUCCUUUGAGGACCUCACCUGCUUCUGGGAUGAGGAGAAGGCUGCGAGUGGGAUGUGCCACCUCUACUACUGGGAUAUGCCCACAGCAUGUCCUGUCUCCACAUGGAGCCAUGGGGCUGGCAGAAUGCGGCACGUCUGCGUCUUCCCCAGCCAGGACGUGAGGCUCUUCAUCCAGCUCCACCUUCGUGUCCUGGAUGCCAGCACCAACCAGACCAAGUACUGGCGGGAGCUCAGCGUGGACGCAGUGGGUCUCAUUGCCGCCCCUGUGAACAUCACAGCCCGCUGGGCUGGGGCUGUCGGGCAGCUCUCUGGGCUGGUCCAAGCCAAAACCUGGGUGGUCCUUCAGAACCUGCAGCCGGGGGUGAGGUACCACAUCCAGGUGCGCAGCAAGCCUGACGGCACCUCCAUGGACGGCGUCUGGGGGCCCUGGUCGCAGGCAGGGGCCGCCGGACCCCACUCCUCUGGAGACAUCGGGCUGUGCUGCAGCACCCCUGACCUACAGCACGUGCACUGCAAGUGGAGCUGGGACCCCGAAGAGCCCCGUGGCUUCCACCAGCUGUUCUACCGGACACCUCCAAGUGGGGCCAGCGCAAGGGAAGAUGCGUGGCAGCAGUGUGAGGAGGUGAGCGUGGGGGCACAGGGCACUCACGCCUGCACCUUCCAGCCCAGGGCUGGCAGAGCCAUCUCUGUCCUGGUGAACAUCACCCAGUCCCACACAUUACCCACGCUCAGCUACUUCAAGGAGCCCUUCUGGCUGCACCAGGCCGUGCUCACAGACGCCCCGCAGCUCAUGCAGGCAACCAUGACGCAGGGCCGGCUGAGCCUGCAGUGGCUGCCACCCCUGGAGGCGCUGGCAGAGCAGAUGGACUACCAGGUCCGCUAUGCUGUGGAGAACAGCCAUGACUGGAAGGUCCUGCAGGUCCCACGUGCAGCCAGGAAAGAAGUCCUGGACCUACGGCCAGGUGCCCGCUACCAUGCCCAGGUGCGGGCCCAGCCCAGUGGGCCGUGGUACCAGGGCAGCUGGAGCCCCUGGUCAGAACCUGUCGUGGCUGACGCCAUAGCCGAUGCGGGCCAAGGGCAGCAGGGCUGUGAAGGGCUCCGUGGCACCGGGACUGGGGUGGGCUACAGUGCCAGCAGCUCCUCCUCUGCCGCAGGCUGGAUCAUCCCCAGUGUUACGGUGGUGCCGCUGCUCUUCACAGGAGUGCUCCUGGGGCUGCGGUGCACCUUCCCCUCCCUCUACAGCAACCUGAAGCAGAAGCUCUGGCCCCCUGUGCCCGACCUGCACCGCGCACUGGGCAACUUCCUCCGC
Merops nubicus (carmine bee-eater) is the source of this 1434-nucleotide messenger RNA. RefSeq names its product thrombopoietin receptor-like. Gene Ontology annotation, biological process: positive regulation of cell population proliferation; cytokine-mediated signaling pathway; hemopoiesis. Gene Ontology annotation, cellular component: external side of plasma membrane. The record is from RefSeq and is a predicted model, not a curated record. Lineage: Eukaryota; Metazoa; Chordata; Aves; Coraciiformes; Meropidae. Gene Ontology annotation, molecular function: protein binding; cytokine receptor activity.